Messenger RNA from Pleuronectes platessa (European plaice), 2176 nucleotides. RefSeq names its product 5-hydroxytryptamine receptor 3C. Bases 54 to 1388 code for a protein of 444 amino acids. The record is from RefSeq and is a predicted model, not a curated record. Gene Ontology annotation, cellular component: synapse; neuron projection; membrane. Lineage: Eukaryota; Metazoa; Chordata; Actinopteri; Pleuronectiformes; Pleuronectidae. Gene Ontology annotation, biological process: signal transduction; nervous system process; regulation of membrane potential. The transcript is spliced from 9 exons. Gene Ontology annotation, molecular function: transmembrane signaling receptor activity; neurotransmitter receptor activity; extracellular ligand-gated monoatomic ion channel activity.
GCCAGCGGAAAGUCAAGCCUUCUAAGCUUCUAUUCGUCUUCAUCUUUGUUCUCAUGAAUGCCGAGUGCAGUUCCCUUAUGAUGAACUGCUCUCAUCCGGACGCACCCUCCCUGCUGGAGGCUCUCAAACCAGUUUUCAAACUGAGCGCCAUUCGACCCGUCAGGAAUAUAUCAACCAUCACAGAAGUCAACAUUUCCUUCAUCCUGUAUGGCAUUUUGGGGGUGGAUGAAAAGGCCCAAAUCUUGACAACUUUAAUCUGGCAAUCUGUAAGUUGGACAAACGAGUUCAUCUGGUGGGACCCAGAACAGUGUGGCACUUCAUCGAUCACAGUCCCAAGAAAGCUACUGUGGGUACCAGAUGUGGUCAUUAAUGAAUUUAUGGAGAAGAACUCAGCUCCUUUCACUCCAUACACCUAUGUGUAUAAUGACGGCUUUAUUUUGGAUCAACUACCUGUCAGAGUGGUCAGCUCCUGCAGACUGGACAUCUACAUGUUCCCGUUCGACGUCCAGAACUGCAGCUUAAGCUUCAACUCCUACGUGUACCGCAGUAAGGAGUCUGCUGUACAGAUUGGCCUCCCAGGGCCUGCAGGGGAAAUAUUUGAAAUGUCGAAAGAAUUGAUGACGACUAUGGGCGAGUGGGAACUAAUUGGAAUCACAGUGGAGAAAUUUGUUUUUAAUGCUGACUAUGAUGACUUUUAUGAGGAGCUUCGUUUCUAUGUGUCCCUGAGGCGUCGGGCCACCCUGUACGUGGUGAACCUGCUGAUCCCAAGCUGCUUCCUCAUCACGGUGGACCUCUUCAGCUUCCUGCUGCCUCCUCAGACUGUGGACCGCUCCUCCUUCAAGAUGACCCUCAUCCUGGGCUACACCGUCUUCCUGCUCAUCAUGAACGACCUGUUGCCCGUCACAGGAAACACCAUACCUCUCAUGAAUGUGUUCCUGUCUCUGUGCCUGGGUCUGAUGGUGGCCAGUCUGCUGGAGACUAUCCUGAUCACCAACCUGCUGUGCGGCUCCACUCAUUAUUCUGCAGUUCCUCACUGGAUCAGAGUCCUUGUUCUCCAUAUCCUGGGCCCACUGGUGCGACUUCCUCAAAAGUCCAGAGAUCUACAAGACGUCACAGUUUCCUCUGUGAUGGAAGAGGACAGCGAGGCUCCAGAGCAGAAAGGACCUCUGAAUAAGGACAAGGCCCUGGACGAGCUGAGGAGCCUGGGUAAGGAGCUCCAGGGUCUCCGGCUCCAGGUGGAGCAGCAUCUGGGUGGGAGCCAAAGUUCAGAGGAGUGGAUCCAGGUGGGUUUCAUCAUAGACCGCCUGCUGUUCGGCUUCUACAUCCUCUUCAUAUCAGUCAGCUUCAUCACCAUCAUCAUCAUGUGGGCGCGGUCGUACGAUCCCUGAUUUAGAUGCAGGGUCAUUAUUUACCCUUUAAUUGUUUUCAAGGCAGAUACAGGAAUAUGCAAAGACCAGUUAAAAAUCAUAUUUGAAAUAUUUGAAUGUGACAUGACACCUCACUUGAUCUGUCCUCCCUUCAUUAUUCAUUUUAAUCAUUUAUUUACUUUUUAUUCUUCAAAUGAUUUUUUUUUCACAAACAAAUAUCUGAGAGCGCUUGAAAUCCCCUCAUUUGUUUUUUCUGCACUGUCAGUGAAGCAGCACCAGUUCUUUUUGCUUUUCUUUUCCCAUCAGUAGGUCAGUAAGACUGGGACGUUUGUGAAAUCCAUCUUGAUCUGUAACGUGUCACUUCAGGUUUCUAUCCUUCUUGUUCUCUUGUCCCACUCGUUCUCUUCCGGCUGAUGAACCAUGUUUGUGUAAUUUCAGGCUCCAUUUAUUCUUUUCUCUUUUGUUUGUAAAGUUGUUGCUACCUCCACACACUCUCUGAUACAGAAAUGGUAAUAUGAGCUACUUUCAGACAGGCAUUGAACCCUGGACAAGUCCGGAGAAGUGAGUGUUGAUGACUUUUCAUCACGAGAUGGUUGUUAAACACAAAAGACUACAAAUUUCUCAGGAUAAAAAAGAGGAGCCAUACAUAUACACUGCUCUGUUCUUCAUAUGUGAAAGAUACAUUUUGCAUUCCAAUUUUCCGGCCAUUGUCCAAAGUUCAUGUCUGAAAAGCAACAAAGGCUUCAUUGAUCGAUGAUUUCAAUAUUCAUGAAGCGUAUAGACACACCAGAAGAUAUAAAGUGGUUAAG